ACACGUGCAGUCUGGUUGGACCUGAAUAUCACGUGCUAACAUAAACCCUACUACUUGCGAGUUGAAGGUUCGAUGCUUCCUGUCCCUCCCGUUUCAACUUUCAUAGAUAGAACAAAGCAAACCCUGUAGCUCUGAAAUCUUCGUUGCUAGCUCUCAGAACCCAAUUGUCUUUUAAAAGAAAACGCUGUUUGGCCAGAAAACAGCAUACCUUUCAACUUUAUAUUAUUUGAUUCGGUUGGUAUUUAUAUACUAUUACCAAAAAUGGGGCAUAAUAAACCCAGGCGAUCCAAAACCCAACAUUCCCAUCGUGGACAAUCCAGCAGGACAAUUCAAAUUGAAAGGGAAGAUGAGUCUCUUCCAUCUGCUCAAGUUCCUGAGGAGGAUACAAACGUCCCCGUAAUUCAGCUUGCAAUGUGGGACUUUGGACAAUGUGACGCAAAAAGGUGUACAGGCCGCAAGCUUGCAAGAUUUGGUUUGUUGAAAGAAAGUAUCUGUACAACUUUCGACUUUAGUUUUAUGGUUCAGCUGAUUGGAUUCUCAUUAUGCUUAAAUUGGAGUUUGUCUUAUGCUGACCAGGAGUUGCGGGUCAGUAGUGGUUUUGGUGGCAUUGUUUUAAGUCCUGUUGGGAGUCAAUGUGUCUCUAGAGAAGAUCAUUUCUUAAUAAAGAGGAGAGGAUUAGCUGUUGUGGAUUGCUCAUGGGCGCGCUUGGGAGAUGUACCAUUUGUGAAACUACGCUGUGCUGCUCCUCGCUUGUUACCAUGGCUUGUAGCCGCAAACCCGGUAAAUUAUGGUCGACCCUGUGAGCUCUCUUGUGUAGAAGCACUAUCUGCAGCUCUAAUAAUAUGUGGGGAAGAGGAAACUGCAAAUUUGUUGCUGGGCAAGUUCAAAUGGGGGCAUGCAUUCCUGAGCCUCAACAGGGAACUUCUAAAGUCAUAUGCUGAGUGUGAAAACAGUGCGGCCAUCAUUUCUGUCCAAAAUGAUUGGCUUUCCCUCCAAAAUAAAGUUCCAAAAGCUGUCCCAGAUGUUCAAGGAAAACUCAAAAGUGUAUUACAAAAGAAAUAAUAAAACAGAAGAAAUAAUAUAAAAGAAAAGAACAGAAAGCGUUGAUACAGCUAGGCACACGAAAUUAAUGUAAUGUAGAAAAAGGAAAGAUUCAGGAAAAUAGCAAAUCACUUGAACUGAAAUAGCAGCUUCAGUUACAAGUUCAGUUCCGCAGAUACAGAUUUCCACGAUAACUCUUCUUUGUGAUAGUCCGACCUACUGAAGUCUCAAUUCAAAGGAAUGAAAGAACAAAUAAGAAACUACUCAGGAGGCAACUCUCCCAGCAAGAUAGGAAACUUGCCUCAGCAAUAAUGUGAAAUAUAAGAAUGUUUUUUCAUGCCUCUAUCCUCAGGUUGCCUCUAUUUCAUCUUUUUCUAUUUUCUAUUGGUUCUUCUCUGCCGUAAAUCUAUUAGCAUUUCCAGUUGCCUUUCAUCCGAGAAUUUCUCCAACAGAAUCUCAUUUCUCACUCUUUCUGCAUUUUUCCUUU
Molecule: messenger RNA, 1528 nt
Organism: Manihot esculenta (cassava)
Lineage: Eukaryota; Viridiplantae; Streptophyta; Magnoliopsida; Malpighiales; Euphorbiaceae
Product: 18S rRNA aminocarboxypropyltransferase
Exons: 10
Coding region: 262-1062 (266 amino acids)
Biological process (GO): maturation of SSU-rRNA
Molecular function (GO): rRNA small subunit aminocarboxypropyltransferase activity
Source: RefSeq, a predicted model, not a curated record